Aspergillus clavatus NRRL 1 is the source of this 4194-nucleotide messenger RNA. Its product is annotated as ABC transporter PeaB1. The record is from RefSeq and is a predicted model, not a curated record. NCBI's taxonomy places the organism in Eukaryota, Fungi, Ascomycota, Eurotiomycetes, Eurotiales, Aspergillaceae. Gene Ontology annotation, cellular component: membrane. Bases 1 to 4194 code for a protein of 1397 amino acids. The transcript has 7 exons. Gene Ontology annotation, biological process: transmembrane transport. Gene Ontology annotation, molecular function: ATP binding; ABC-type transporter activity; ATP hydrolysis activity.
AUGGAUAUGCUAAGGAAUCGGCCAGUGAAAGGGUCGCUUGACCAUGAUCCGCAGCUGUCCGCUGAUGGAACCAACACGCCGGCAGCGUCUGAUGGCUCCGACCAGAGGUCAGACGUGAUCGAGAAGACGGCCCAGCUAUCCGAACCGAUUGCGGACAGCAUCCGUCGGUUCUUUGAGAUCCGCAAGCUCGACGGCCCAGAUGGCACAGGCGUGGUCUUUGAAAAUAUCUCCGUUGAGGGGAGUGGAACAGGCGCUCAAGCAGCACCAACGAUCUCGUCGGCUGCCCGAUCUGCUUUCGGGGUCCUGAGCCCCCUGCAGCACCGGCUGGCAGGACAAUUCUCUCGACCGAUCCUUAGCGGAUUCUCCGGAACUAUUGAUGCCGGAGAGAUGCUCCUGGUAAUUGGGAAGCCGGGCAGUGGGUGUACCACGUUCCUGAAGACCCUUUCGUACAUGUGGGAUGAGUACAAGGAUGUUCAUGGAGACCUCACGAUAGGGGGUCAUCCAAUCCAGGAAUCCAUGGUGAAGCGUCCCCAAGAUAUUGUUUUCUGCGCCGAAUCGGAUGAUCAUUUUCCUACCCUGACCGUGGCGGAGACAUUACGCUUUGCGAUCCGCGCCAGAUGCGGCCCCGAGGCGUCGGCAACCGAGGUGGACAUGAUGGUCGCUCAACUGGCAAAGCUGGUGGGCCUCAGCCAGGUCAUGAAUACCAAGGUUGGAGACGCGUAUAUUCGAGGCGUUAGUGGCGGGGAACGACGCCGGGUCUCGUUGGCGGAAGCCCUGGCGACAUGUGCCCGCUUGAUCUGCCUCGACAAUCCAACCCACGGGCUGGAUUCCUCCACGGCAUUGGAAUUCAUCGAGACGAUGCGGGAGUGGACCAGUCAAAGUCGCUGCGUCACGGCGAUGAGUGUCUACCAAGCCAGCGACGCGAUCAUGCCGUACUUUGACAAAGUGCUGGUGAUCAAUUCCGGCCGCCAGGUCUUCUAUGGCAGGAUCGGCGACGCCAAAGCGUAUUUUGAACGUCUCGGCUUCGAAUGCCUGCCAACAACCACCCUCUCCGACUUCUUGAACUCCAUGUCGGCCGAUCCAGAGGUGCGACGGGUGCAGGAUGGCAAACAGCACCUGGUUCCGCGCACUUCAGAGGAAUUUGAAGCCGUGUUUCAUGCGAGUACGUUCUACCAGGACCUGCAGAGGUCGCUGGAGACGGCAAAGGUCGAGGCGAGAACGAAUCCCCGUCCCUUGGUCAAGGCCCGAGCGUUCUCUCUUCCCCUCCACCACCAGAUCUGGUACUGUGCCUAUCGCCAGUUCCGGAUUGUCACCAGCGAUUACAGUCUCUGGGCCGUGGAGCCAGCAACGAUCAUUGUGCAGAGCCUGGUCCUGGGGACGCUGUUUCGCGACCAAAAGCGAGCGACCCAAUCCCUCUUUAUCUUCGCGUCCGCUCUGUUUUACUCGGUUCUGGUCCCAGCGCUGCAGUCCAUGGCCGAGUUUGGAAACGGAUUCGCCCAACGGCCGCUCAUCCUCAAGCAGAAACGGUACCGGAUAUGCCGCCCAAUUGCAUAUGCCUUAGGUCUCGUCACCACCGAUGUCGUAUGGAAGAUCGCGGCCAUCUGCUACAAUAUUCCGCUGUACUUCUUGACCGGAUUCCAACGCACCGCGGGCAAUUUCUUCACAUGGUUCUGCAUUGUCUACCUGGAGCAUCUUGCACUAUCCAUGUUCUUUCGAUCGGUGGCAAUCUUCUCACCCAACAUGCAUCGAGCGGUGCUUCCAGUAGGUAUCUUCUUCAACAUGUACGUGCUGUAUACUGGGUUGUAUAUUCCAGCGCCGCAGAUGCAGGUAUGGCUGGGAUGGUUGCGGUAUCUCAAUCCUUUGUACUAUGCGUUUGAGUCGGUGAUGGUGAACGAAUUCCGGGACCUCAGCUACCAGUGCAGCCCUUCUGACCUCGUGCCAUCUGGGCUUGGAUACACCGACAUGGCGAACCAAGUGUGCGCCGUCCUUGGAUCUCGUUCCGGGGAAGAAUCGCUUUCGGGGAUGUCGUAUCUGGAAGCACAGUACGGCUUUGGGAGAUCCCAUCUCUGGAGAAACGUUGGAAUCAACGCUGCCUUUUUCGUAUUCUUCGCUCUUUGCUCGGGGAUCGGAAUGGAGAGAUUAAAAACGCCAGCAGGCCGACUGGCAACUGUCUUCUAUAAAGGCCGCCCAUCGAUCAGGAACAGUCAGGCUGAUAGUGAGAGCGGAGCUGUCCAUGAUGAUGUGCCUCCGGAUGUGUCGCGACAGCUGAGCGGAGACCAACAUCAUCUGAACGCCAACUCGGAAAGAGACAAGAACCAUACUCUUGCUUGGACCGGUCUCUGCCUCGAUAUUGAAACCAAGGAUGGGACCCGACGUCUGCUCGACAACCUGAAUGGCUGGGUCAAGAGCGGGCAGCUCAAGGCUCUAAUGGGAGUCUCUGGCGCUGGCAAAACAACUCUUCUCAACACUCUCGCCGGUCGUUCUUCGAUCGGAACUCUCACAGGCACGCUAGCGUUGAACGGCCAGCUCCUCCCCAAGUUCUUCCGCAGCAGGAUGGGCUAUGUCCAGCAGCAAGACAUCCACCUCCCGACCCAGAGCGUCCGCGAGGCUUUGCAGAUGACGGCACGACUGAGGCGCGACGAAUCCAUCCCGCUCGAGGAGAAGAACGCCUAUGUCGAGAAAGUCAUCGAGUGGCUGGACAUGGAGGAUAUUGCCGAGGCGCUGGUGGGUGUUCCCGGAGCCGGCCUGAACCUGGAACAGCGGAAGAGGGUGAGUAUCGGGGUGGAAAUGGCCUCGAAGCCGGAGAUUCUGUUCUUAGACGAGCCAACUUCUGGUCUUGAUGGACAGUCUGCCUUUUCGAUUGUUCGUCUGCUCCGUCGAUUGGCCGACUCCGGGCAGGCCAUCGUGUGCACCAUCCACCAACCGGCCGCUGAGCUGGUCGAGCAGUUUGAUGAGUUGUAUCUGCUCAGUCGAGGGGGUAAAUUGGUCUACGACGGGCCGCUGGGGACACAUUGUGACAAGGCAAUUGAGUAUUUUGAACAGCACAGCAGAGCCUGCGGCCAGGGCGAGAAUCCAGCGGAGUAUUUCUUGGAUGCCAUCGGCGCCGGCUCUCGCAAAGAGGUCCAAGCGGAUUGGGUUGGUCUCUGGCAACAAAGCCAGCAAAGUAAGGACAGGGAGAGAGCCGAGAAAGCUCUGGUCCCCGCAGAGGGCCAAGCACCAUUGGCGCCGGCGCGUCGGUCCCUGUAUGCAGUGCCCUUCCAUGUCCAACUCUGGGUAGUAGUCCAGAGAACUUGGCUCUACUACUGGCGCGAGCCGGACUAUGCCAUGUCCAAGCUAUGGAUGAGUGUAGGCAACGCCCUCCUCAACUCCCUCACGUAUCUGCAGUCUCCCAACACGCAGCGAGGGGCUUACAACCGGGUAUUUUCGGCCUUCAUGUCGCUCAUUGUGGGUCCUCCCUUGGGGCUACAGGUUCAGCCCCGAUUCGUGACUCUGCGCGAUAUAUUCGUCCACCGGGAGCGCGAGGGUUUCACAUACCACUGGCUGGCCUUCGUCUUCGCAGGGAUCAUUGUCGAACUCCCCUACACCUUCCUGACCUCGCUGGUGUACUGGCUGCUGUGGUACUUUCCCGUCGGCUAUUUCCGCACAGCGCCACGUGCGGGGUACAGUUUCCUCAUGUAUGAGCUGUUCGCGGUGUUUGCUACGAGCCUGGCCCAGAUGUGCGCCUCGCUCAUGCCCAAUAUUGAGGCCGCCUUUGCUGCCAAUGGCUUCUUCUUCAUGUUCUGCAAUACCUUUGCGGGUACCCUGUCGCCCAAACCGGUGACCCCGUCCGGUUGGCGCUGGUACUACAAGGUGUCUCCCCUGUUCUACCUGGGCGAGGGUGUCACCGUGGACGUGUUGCAGGAUUUGCCCCUGCGUUGCGCUGAGUCGGAAGUAUCGAUCUUCCAGCCGCCAAACGGAACAACAUGUGGCCAGUAUGCGGCAAACUUUCUGCAACAGGCGACGGGCUUCCUGUUGAACACAGACAGCCUGUCCGAUUGCCAGUACUGUCGAUAUCGGGACGGACAAUCCUAUUAUCAGCAAUACGGAUACGACUUCGCCAAUCGGUACCCGAACAUCGGCAUCUUCAUUGGGUUCAUCGCAUUCAACUUCACCAUGGUCCUCGUUAUGACAUAUCUCACGAAGAUCCGUCGUUAA